CAUUCCAUUUCCUCUAUAAUAUCUCUCUCUCUCUCUCAUUCUCUCUCUCACUGAUUGAUUUUGAUCUCUCUGCAAAUUUUUCAAACCAAGUUUUUUGCUGUGAUAUUAUUAUUAUUUUUGUUUAAUAGAAGAAGAAGAGCAAAAUGGCUGGGAUUUGUUGUGGUGUUGUUGGAGAGACUGAACCAGCGGCACCUGUUGUUGAUUCAACUACUCGUGCUUCUUUAAGACGGAGGUUAGAUCUACUCCCUUCGAUCAAGAUUGUUGCUGACUCCGCCGUCGCUCCUCCUCUCGAAAGUUCCCGUAAACGUCAGAGACGCGAGACGACAGUGUUACAUGCUCCUCCGCGAACUCUAGAUCUGGAAACUAAUGUGAGAAGCAACAAGAAGAUUACUACUACAAAUUCGAAUUCCGUUACGGAAGUAGUAGCAGAGAGUUGUUUCUUCUCCGAUGUGCCUAAGAUCGGUACGACGUCGGUUUGUGGUAGGAGGAGAGAUAUGGAAGAUGCUGUUUCGAUUCAUCCUUCGUUUCUUCAACGCAACUCUGAGAAUCUUCAUUUUUACGGUGUCUUUGACGGCCAUGGCUGCUCUCAUGUUGCGGAGAAGUGUAGAGAAAGGUUGCAUGAUAUUGUGAAAGAGGAGGUUGAGGUUAUGGCUUCUGAGGAAGUGUGGAAGGAGACGAUGACGAAGUGUUUUAAAAAAAUGGACAAAGAAGUUAGCCAACGAGAGUGUAACUUAGUUGUUACUGGUGCAAAUCGUAAGAACUCUUGUAGAUGUGAAUUGCAGUCUCCUCAGUGUGAUGCUGUUGGAUCUACCGCUGUUGUCUCUGUCGUUACUCCGGAGAAGAUCGUUGUCUCUAACUGCGGCGACUCUCGUGCCGUGCUUUGCCGUAACGGUGUGGCUAUACCACUCUCCGUUGAUCACAAGCCGGAUCGACCCGAUGAAUUGAUUCGGAUCCAAAAAGCGGGUGGGCGGGUUAUUUAUUGGGAUGGAGCUAGGGUUCUUGGAGUUCUUGCGAUGUCUAGAGCUAUUGGCGAUAAUUACUUGAAACCGUAUGUGAUUCCGGAUCCGGAGGUAACAGUGACGGAUCGAACAGAUGAAGAUGAGUGUUUGAUCUUGGCAAGUGAUGGACUAUGGGACGUUGUGCCUAAUGAGACGGCUUGUGGAGUGGCUCGCAUGUGCCUUCGAGGUGCUGAUUCGGUGGAUGGUGAGGACUCUCACAACGCGUGUUCAGACGCGGCUUUGCUAUUGACGAAGUUGGCUUUAGCGAGACAGAGCUCCGAUAACGUGAGCGUCGUGGUGGUUGACUUGAGAAAGAGGAGGAAUAAGUAAUAAUCAGUCGUCGUCGUCUUAAUUAAUUAGUGCUUUAAUUGUGGGAGUAGUAAUUAGUAUUAGACGAAAUUGUUACAUAAGGCCUAAUUGUAAUUUUUAUUCGUUUCUAUUUUCUUUAGAUUUUCUUUUUUUACUCAUUUAAGGUUAUUUUUUAAACGGUUCUUAAUUCAGGCUGGGGAAGAAAAAGAGCUGUUUAAGGGAAAUUGCGUAUUUUAUAUUUUUUUAAUAAAUAUCUUUGGGUUAAGUCAUUUAGUCGUAUACUCCGUAAACGUGUAAUGUUUUCUUUAGGCAUCGUACGUAUGAUGUGUAAACACUAAACAGUAAUACGUUAAGUUGUACUAAGAAAACUUCUUGUUGUUGA
Messenger RNA from Camelina sativa (false flax), 1689 nucleotides. Its product is annotated as protein phosphatase 2C 37. Lineage: Eukaryota; Viridiplantae; Streptophyta; Magnoliopsida; Brassicales; Brassicaceae. Gene Ontology annotation, molecular function: protein serine/threonine phosphatase activity; cation binding. Gene Ontology annotation, biological process: protein dephosphorylation. The record is from RefSeq and is a predicted model, not a curated record.